Molecule: messenger RNA, 1200 nt
Organism: Polypterus senegalus (gray bichir)
Lineage: Eukaryota; Metazoa; Chordata; Cladistia; Polypteriformes; Polypteridae
Product: transmembrane protein 179-like
Exons: 4
Coding region: 89-787 (232 amino acids)
Source: RefSeq, a predicted model, not a curated record
CUCACCGCCGAAUCGUCGCCUCCACCGCGCAGGCGCAAUAGAACCGGCCGCUCUUUCAGCCAUACCGGCACUAGCAACCACUGCAAACAUGGCCCUUGAUAAUUUCCUAUUCGCCCAGUGCAUGUUGUAUUUCUUGGCGUUCAUCUUCGGCUUUAUCGCUGUGGUACCCCUGUCGGAGAACGCCGACGACUUCCAGGGAAGAUGCCUGCUCUUCACUCGCGGCAUGUGGCAGAACGAAAACAUCACGGUGGAGAAGCAGCGCUUCGUGGUGGAGGAGUGGGGGCCAGAGUCUGCCUGUCGUUUCAGCACCUUCGUGGGGAUAGCAUCGCUCAUUCUGUCCGCAGUACAGGCGUGGAGAAUCCUCUUCUAUCUGUGCAAGGGCCACGACGCCUCCUUCUUCUAUGCCUUCGUGAACCUCCUGGCAAGCUCUUUUGUGGUUUUUGUCAUCUUUGUGGCCAGCACCAUUGUGAGUGUGGGAUUCAACAUGUGGUGUGACGCCAUCACAGAGAACGGGAGUAUGAUGAACAGUUGUGAAGAGAUGCAGGACACCGAUCUGGAACUUAGCGCUGACAACUCUUCCUUUUAUGACCAGUUUGCCAUUGCACAGUUUGGUCUUUGGGCUGCCUGGUUGACAUGGCUGGGUAUAACCAUCCUGGCCUUUCUCAAAGUCUACCACAACUACCGCCAAGAAGACCUGCUGGAUAGCCUGAUUCACGAGAAGGAGCUCCUGCUCGGGAGAUCUUCCAGGCGAAGAUCAGAUGCGGAUGAGAAAAGUGGAAUGAUCUAGUCCCAGGAUCAGUUCACUUCAAUCGGAGGUCCGAGUCAGUGCUGGCAGUUUGGUUUUUUGUUGCUCCUCUUAUUUAUUUAGUUUUUGAUCUGACUGUCUGUUCAAUGUUUGCUCUCACGAAUGGAAAAUGCUUUGAGCCUUUGUUCUCAGAUGACAUUGUGGAAGUGGGACGUUUGCAUUGACAUAGCAGGGCUGGGUCAAGCUUACUUGGCUUACUUGGUGCCCCGGCUCAUUAUUGUAUGUUUUUAUUUCUCCACUUAUUUAUUUUUUUGUCCGUAAUGGUGUAAUUACCAUUAUCAGUUAGGCUGGCGUCCUGCCAUGCCUGGUUAUUGAAUGUCCAAACCUAAAACUCGCUUCAAAUUUUCAUAGCAGUCACUUUCUAAAGAAGGUGAUCUGUUCAAAAAAAAAAAAAA